Gekko japonicus is the source of this 3076-nucleotide messenger RNA. Its product is annotated as transcription cofactor HES-6-like. NCBI's taxonomy places the organism in Eukaryota, Metazoa, Chordata, Lepidosauria, Squamata, Gekkonidae. Gene Ontology annotation, molecular function: DNA-binding transcription factor activity, RNA polymerase II-specific; RNA polymerase II cis-regulatory region sequence-specific DNA binding; protein dimerization activity. Gene Ontology annotation, biological process: anterior/posterior pattern specification; regulation of transcription by RNA polymerase II; regulation of neurogenesis. Gene Ontology annotation, cellular component: nucleus. The record is from RefSeq and is a predicted model, not a curated record. Bases 182 to 850 code for a protein of 222 amino acids. The transcript has 3 exons.
UGGGGCUGAGUCUGGUUCGAGUUGGCGGUAGCAAAUUCCUUCUUUUUUUGCACUGUUAUUUCCCUGCCGCCGCCUCCCUCUCCACCCACUCCCCGCCCCCCCCCCCCCCCCCGGCAAUCCCGCCCGACUUGCCUAUCCCCUGCGUAGUCCUGCCUUUGCUGCAUUGCACCCCGAUCCGACCAUGGCGCCCUCUUUUCGGCCCAGCAAGACCCGCCCGAGCCGGGACGAGGAGGAUUUCUAUGAGGCCAAAGGAGACCGGAAGGCGAGGAAGCCGCUGGUGGAGAAGAAGCGGCGGGCGCGGAUCAAUGAGAGCCUGCAAGAGCUGCGGCUGAUCUUGGCGGACGCGGAGGUAACUCUCCGGCUUUGGGGCAGAGGUGGGGCUGUGCGACGGGGGGGGAGAGGAAAUAGUGACAAACUGCAGCGGGAGGCCAGUGAGCGAUUUGCAGCUGGGUACAUUCAGUGCAUGCAUGAAGUUCAUACAUUUGUUUCCAACUGCCCUGGGAUUGAUUCCACCAUUGCAGCGGAGCUGUUGAAUCACCUUCUGGAGUCCAUGCCUCUGAAUGAAGGCAGUUUCCAGGACCUCAUUGUGGACGUCUUGUCGGAUCCUUCUGUCAGCCAGUGGCCUAGCGGUGAAGGGUUCCCUCAAAUACCUGGAGCAUCUCCUGGAGUUCUAAGCCUGCCCAGUCCCACUUCACCUCUUCUUUCGCCUUCUCCCAGCGAAGAAGUUUGCUCUGAUCUUGAAGACACAGAGGCUGAGCAAAGCCACAUCUCUUUGGAUGGACUGGACAGGUCUAGGACGCACAACAUGCCUUCCUCCAGCCUUUCCAAAUCUAUGUGGAGACCUUGGUAGUAAAGGAACUGUGACAAAGGAACCAACGAAGAUCUACCUAUAGGGAGAAUACUUGAGCACUGUGUUCUUCUAGCCAAUGGAAUAUAGACGGUGAGGAUUUCAGAUGGUGCAUUUGUGUUGUGAUAUUGCUGUAUUUCAAGACUGUAUAGAUGGCAUUCUUACACUGUCAAACCCUGACAGGCUAAUAGCUGGAUGUGCUAACAUUUCAUCUGUAUGUGUGAGGGAUGAGUUUUGUAAGCCCUGGUUUCUUUUAUUAGGGGUGUGGGAUUUAAAAGGAUGGAAGCGUGCAAGCAGAGAGCUCUUUUGAUGAUGAUCUAUAACAGUGUUUUGCAACUUAUUUCUAUGUUUCUUUUGGGUUUUUCUGGGGUGGGGGGUUGGCCCUAAUAAGUGGCCCAGAUAUCACUACCUUUUUUAUUUGGUUAGGCAGAAGCUGUUGUGCAUUUGAAAACUUCAAUGCAACAAAAGGUAUUAAGUUUUAACUGUCUGUGCACAACUUCAGUUUUUCUAGUGAUAGCAUAAAAAGGAAAAUCCCUGAAAGGGAUUGGUGAGGCUAGUCUAAUGAAGAGUUUAGUGGUCUAGGAUCUUGCCUUCAGUGAAGGGAGAGAAAACUAGAGGCCAGACUGGAAUUAGGUGAGCAACUAAAUAUUGGUGGCAGGGUGCCUUCUAGAAUUGUUUCUUAUGCACAUCUUCUAGUGCAUUUGGAUUUAUUGUGGUAUGUAUAUUAGCUUGUCAAAUGUUUUAUUUUUAAUCUUUUAAUAAAAAAACUAAAUUCACCAAUGAUUGCAUGUAUUUUGGGGUGUGGCGCUUGUGCUCUAGAAACUCAGUUCAUGUUAGCAAUUAACCAGUAAUAUAUCCUUGAGUGCAAAUGUUGGUAAUUAAGCACUUAAUUCUUGUACUGUACUUGUCUGUUCAAGUAUGGGCAGUGGGAACGUUCCAUUGGUUCAGGAUUCUUGGGCUAAUGCAGGGGUGAUGGGGUUGGAGUUUGUUUUAAUUUGGGGUGCUACAUUCCUGGCCUUGAUUAUGUACAUUCCGAGUUUUAAGUUGUCACUUAAUUGGUCUUUAUGAGUUUUUUAAAAGAAAAAAAAAUCUGCACUUGUGCUGGUCUGAGCCUUGUGUGCAUUCCCUUUGAAGUAAGCCCCACUGUGUUCAGUAGGGUCUUCUCCUAAGAUGGUGUGCAUAGAAUUGCAGCCUGGUGAAACCUCUCUCUGAUUGAAUGAAAAACCUUUAAAUGACAUGCAGUGGAGUAGAAAGCUCAGCAGAUCUGCUAUGGUGUUAGCCUUCCUCCAGGUAAAACCAGUCUCUGUUUUUGUUUUGUUUUGGGAGAUGUGUGAGCUGUUUGUGCUGUUACCUUUCCACAGAGCUGUCUUUGUAACAUAGACCAAUGCUGUAAAGUUACUUAACACAUGCAAGUGUCCCAGCAUCGCAAAAGGGGGAGGAUCAAAAAUAAGAUAGGGAACUAUAGCUAUGUCAUCUUCCUUUUUGUUAAUCAUAUGGAAUAAUAAAAGUGGAAACUGUCAUUAUUGGUAGAUGUGUGCUUUGUAACUGUCUUUAAGCCGUCUGAUGUGGAUGCUCUAAAUUCAGAGCCUGUCAAAAGGGUUGUUUCUCUCUGACUGUGCUAAAUUCUCACCUACCUUUGAACUAGAAGGCCCACACCCUUCCUCCCCACCACCACCCCUGUAAAUACUUUCUUGCUUUUACAGUGGAAACGGACUGUUUUGAUGUGUAAACUAAGCAAUAGUUUGGACAGUUCAAGUGGAAAUAACAUCCUAUGCAUAAUGACUUUGAGAAACAGCAUGGAACUCUGGAUAUAACCUGUAAUUAUAGUAGCCUGGCUUAAUUUAUUUGAUUUCAAUGAAUUUUUCUUUUAAGUGGGAAAAAAGUUCCUUUAAGGUCCACACGAGUAGAACUUUCAUGGAUUGUGUGUGUGUGUUUAAAGGCAGCACUUCAGUGAGUAAAAAAGAAAUAAGAACUUUAGUCCUCAUUAGUACUCUGGAAGAGAAGCAUAAGAGUGUCAAACCCAUUGGAGAAUCAUGUUCUCUACCCAACAGAUACCUUUAGUUUUUAUCCAUAAUGAAGAGCAGCAUCCCAAUUAAAUUUAAUGAAGACCUCAAUUCAGCAUCAGAUAGCUGUUUUGAUUGUAGUAGGUGGUAUACAUUCUGCUUCUGUUUUGCCAAGUAAGGUGUUCUUGAGGUCUUAAAUGUUAUUUUGACUUGGUGUAUUUUGAUA